Scatophagus argus is the source of this 2561-nucleotide messenger RNA. RefSeq names its product chromatin target of PRMT1a (gene chtopa). The coding region runs from base 164 to 904 and encodes 246 amino acids. The record is from RefSeq and is a predicted model, not a curated record. The transcript has 6 exons. Lineage: Eukaryota; Metazoa; Chordata; Actinopteri; Scatophagidae.
ACGCUUAGUUAGGAAGCAUAUCAUAGGUUACAUAUAUAUACACAAGAAUAUUCACCAAACGGCAGCGGCCACACCGUGCUGGCACUAGCUAACUGCUAAAGCUAAUCCUGUGAGGCUUUCAACGACUCAACAUUCACUGAGCCUGCACGUGAAGUCUGUCAAAAUGAGCGCAGCCUCCUCCCAAAAAGUUGUCCUGAAAAGCACCACCAAAGUGUCCCUAAAUGAGCGCUUCACUAACAUGCUGAAGAAUAAGCAGCCCACUGCGGUAAGCAUUCGAGCCACCAUGCAACAGCAGCAUUUGGCCAGUGCCCGUAAUCGCCGGCUGGCCCAGCAGAUGGAGAACCGACCCUCAGUGCAAGCUGCUCUAAAUCACAAGCAGAGCCUGAAGCAGCGUCUGGGGAAGAGCAACAUCCAGGCCAGGCUGGGUCGGCCUGUUGGGGCUCUGCUGCGUGGAGGAGCUCCUGGAGGCAGAGGAGGAAUGCGGGGGAUGACCAGGGGAGGUCUUAGAGGACGAGCCAGAGGAGGUGCAUUGAGGGGAGCUCUGUCCCUGAGAGGGAAGCGUGUGCUUACAGGUGUUCCCAUGCGAGGCCGUGGCGCUGCUGGCCGUCUGACGAUGCGCAGAGGAGGCCGUCACCGCGGAGGAGCUUCUGGCAGAGGAGGAGCUCUGUCCCGAGGAGCAGCACGAGGGGGAGUAGCCAGAGGCCGCGGUGGGCUGCGUGGUCGUGGUGGCUUUGCUGGUCGAGGCGGUCGCGGCCGUGGACGGGGCCGAGGCAUUGGCCGACCAGCUGUGACCCGUGAACAACUUGACAAUCAGCUGGAUGCCUACAUGUCAAAGACCAAAGGUCAUCUGGAUGCUGAACUGGAUGCCUACAUGGCCCAGGCAGAUCCAGACAGUAUGGAGUGAUGCUGAUGGAUUCAGAAGCAGAAGGACAUGUUGAGUCAACUACAGAACUGUACAGCUGAAUACACACAUACAGUGUAGUGUAUUUUACACCAGUGCUGACAAAUUGUUAAUAAUUAAGAUAAGUGGGGACAGUCCAGAACUCUUAGCUCUGGAACAGCAGGAAAUCAAGGUGUCACCUGAUUGUGCUCAGCCGCUACUAAAUUCUGUAUUGAUCUGCUCCUGCAAAACCCUUUUAAUUCUAGAAUAACUGAAGGGACCUUUUUAAAGUAUUAUAUAUGUCAUGAAAAACGGAUAUCUGUAAUUACUUAAAACUGAUAAGUCAUCCAGCAGAUGUUGCAUUAACCUUAGCUUAUGUUGUAGUCCAUCUUUUUUUUUAUAUAUAUAUUUCUUUUUAAAUAAGAUUUUAGUGUUGCUGUACUCAGACCUUUGGAGAUUGAUUAAUUUUCUUUACAAUGCAAAACCUUCUGAAAUUUAUUUGCUGAAAAAAGAAUGUAAGUUUUUAAGCCAAGUAUAUUUUUGUCUUCAUAUUUGUAAGUUGUAGUACAAUGAAGAAUCUUCCAGCUGUCAGCAUUCUUCAGUGGAGUGCUGGCUUUCUUUGUUCUUGAGAGCAUUUAUAUGACAUUAUCAAGCAAGUAAAUAAGUUAUGCGUCCUUCAGUGAAAUAUUGGCCAGAAAUCAGAUUAGGACAUUGGAAUGUUGUUUCUCAGAAUCAAUAACUAAAUUUCCCAGUAAUGAUGUUAUUGACUCCUUAAAACUGAAACGGUCUGUACCAGUGAUCUGUUGUUACCAUCAGUUGCAUAUGUCUGAUGAUGAAGCAGUUUUUUUAGGCUUAAUAGGUAGCAGUAAUGCCAGUAAUUUACAAGCAAAAAACUAUUUCAGGCGUGUGUAAAUUUUGUACCACAAAUGAGUUGUGUGCGCCUUCAUCCUUGAUAAAAAUCACACAGUUUGUGGGUAUCUGAUCCAACUGUCUUAAAUGUCAGCAAAACUAACCUCUUUGUAUAUGUUUUGUGACUGAGGUCCUAAAUAACUAUUAUCAGUCAAAUUAGGGUUUCAGAGACUAGUUUGUGAGAGAACAAAAUCUGGGAUUGUUCCCUAAUUCACACGUAUGUGUGGGCUUAGGUUCCAUACAUGACAUACCUUAUUUUGUUACAACCGCUGGUACUGUUACUCACCUUUUGAGUCGUAUGUGAUGACUGUUUUCAUAAAACCUAGAUAUCAGAUUAAACCAGGAUUUUCUAGUUGUCAUCAAUGUACUUGUGAUACGAUUUGUCACAGAACUACACCAGUGAGUUUAAUUGUAUAUGUGUAGUACUCAAGUCUAACAGCAGACGGCAGCAGCUUGUAGCCUGCCAAAAAGCAAAAGAAGAAGAGUUCAACCAAAGAGCUCCAUAUUCACCCCCCCUCACUCAAAUAUCAAGCAGGGAUGAUCAUAUUAAGUACAUCACAAUUCCCUUAUUAGACAUUUCCUCAGUCCUUGAGAGGAGCUGGCGGCAGGAGUGGGCUGAGACAAACAGCUGUUGGACAGCUUCCAGCAGCCUUCAGUGUGUUCAGGAAGUCCUGGUAACAGUCAAAGUUGUGCUAUUGCUAUCACUUUGUAUGCAUUUUCUAGUUUUAAUCGUGACAAGGUAGCCUAUUAAAGCUACACAGACAACUUGUGA